This is a messenger RNA of Symbiodinium necroappetens, 911 nucleotides long. The record is from the annotation of a GenBank genome assembly. NCBI's taxonomy places the organism in Eukaryota, Dinophyceae, Suessiales, Symbiodiniaceae.
GAACAAAUGUGCCCCUGAUCUCUGCCUCCUUGCUGUACGCCGUACGUCUUGGCAAUUUGUGGCUGUACUUCCCGUUUCCAAGGUCGAUUUCCCUGCUCCUCCUCGUGCUGUCCUCUCCGAGCUGGCUUGGCAGCGCCAUGCCACGACGGCCGCCGCAGGGACGCCUGCAUGUCCGGCGCUUUGCCGCCUCUGAUGAGCUCCGAGGAUGGGUGCAGAGAUUCAUCUUGGAUGGUCGGUUCUGCCCAUGGGCCACGCGAUCAAUGGCAGCCGGGGAGCUUCGCUUCGUGGAGAGUGCCGCCACGAGCCCCGAGGAGGCAGCCGGCAGCCUCAUUGAGCAGGCCCUGCGGCUCGAUCUGUCAACGCGAGAGCUUGCAUCGUCGCUGGUCAUCUUGCGCCAUGUGGAAGCUUUUCAAGACUUCUUCAUUUUCGACGCGUACGUUAAGGCCUGGGAUCGCGGUCUCGUGGCUCCCAAGGGCACCCGCUCGGGUGUUUUGCUGCCAAGAGCCGAGGCGCCGUCGGAAAGGACGCAAGAGCUUCUGAAGCGCUGCCACGAAAAGGUUCGGCUCGUGACUUUCCAUCCUGGCUUCUCGCGCUGGCUGGAGCCCCCAGGGGGGUACUGCAACAGCAGCCAAGUUUUCCUCGACCUCAUGCAGAAGCGCGUGCACGUAGACCCCCACUUCGCAGGCGAGCCUGCCACUAUAUUCCGACCUGGCCCUGAGGAAGUGGAGGUAGGGCCCCGGCAAGUGUGCGCAAGACUGCAUGGUGGCAGUGGGAUCUGUGCAUGGGACCUGGAAGACAUCGUCCCUGAGGAGGACUUCGUGCCGCUUCCAGAUAACGACAUGCACCGCACUCCCUUCCCCGUCGUGCACCUUAUUCGCAAGGUGGACCUAUCCGGAGACAGCAUCAUCGCC